GAGAGAGAGAGAGGGAGAGGAGGGAUCUGGAAGUGAGAGACGGAGAGAGUGAGAGUGAGAGUGUGAGUGGAGGAGUGAGGACCGGAGCUCCGACACUUUUACGAUCACUCCUUUAGUUAUUUUUCCUUCUUUCUAUCCGAUAAAAUUCGGUAAGGACGUUUAAGUGUAAUCCUCAGAACCGGAGUGUGUGAGGAGGAAAGAAGGAACAGAGGAGAGCGGAAUAGAGAAAAUAAGAAUAAACGGAAGAAGGAGAAGACAGGAUGUGGAGGUGUCCAAGACAGAGCGCAAGCUCUUUUUUAUUACCGACCCGGGUUUACCGAACCGGAGCUGAUUUCCGGAGCGCGUGAAGAACAGAACAGUGGAUGAAGUACAGAGGUGUGAGCUGGAUGUGUGCACACGGGAGAAGAAAGGUCCCGGGCUCCAGAUGUCCCACCGCCUGAAAUUGUCCUGGGCUGAGACCCAGUGGAGUGUAACGGAGAGGAAAGGAGGAGUCGUGGGCUUCUCAGCUUCUCUGCUCCAGGGCUGCUGUUGCAAUUUCACACAGGCUCUGGGCCAAACGAGUCCUGCCGUGCUUUGAUAUUUUAGCAUGGAUGGCGCCAAUCAAGGACCCUCUGACCUUAAGAACGAGAUCGUGGCGCUAAGGUGGAGGACUAGCAAUUAUCUAAGGAUUAACCCUGGACUUCCUCUCUGUGAACUGUGCAUUAGUGAGAUCCUAUAAAGCACCACGCUGGAUUUACUUCUCCUCCUUUUAAACCACAGAUUUUGUGGGUGGCUUUGAGUUUUUUUUUCUUUUUUCUUUCAUUCUCAUUUUCCCACAAUGGAGUUCCAAGUCGGACUGUGGAAUAACGAUUGGACCUCGUUUAUUCGAUUUUGGUUUACUGUGUUGCUGAGUUUGCAUGUGCAGUUUGAUCCCGUUGCAUCAUGUCCCAAAGAAUGUCGUUGUGACAAAACUUUUAUAUACUGUAAUGAGAGGAGUUUGACAUCUGUGCCUCUGGGGAUUGGGGAGGGAUACAAGAUUCUUUACCUUCACAACAAUCAGAUCAACAGCGCUGGAUUUCCAUUGGAGCUCCAUAAUGUGGCGUCAGUGGAGACUGUCUACUUGUAUGGGAACCAGCUGGACGAGUUCCCCCUGAACCUUCCCAGAAAUGUAAAAAAACUCCAUUUACAGGAAAACAACAUUCAGACCAUUUCAAGAGCAGCACUUGCCCAGCUACCCAAGCUGGAAGAACUGCACUUGGACGACAACUCCAUCUCUACAGUUGGGGUGGAGGAAGGGGCUUUUCGUGAAGCGGUAAACCUAAAGCUCCUCUUCCUCACCAAGAAUCACUUGAGCAGUGUUCCUAUUGGAUUACCAGCAGAUCUUAAGGAAUUGCGUCUGGAUGAAAACCGCAUCGCAGAGAUAGAUGAAGGAGCUUUUCAAAAUGUUACUAAUCUCCAGCGGUUGGUGCUGGAUGGAAACCUUCUGGAGGAUGAUGCCAUUGCUCCUGGUACCUUUAAGAACCUGGUGAACCUAAAAGAGCUUUCGUUAUCCCGGAAUUCCCUCACCAUCCCACCACCAUUGCUUCCUUCUUUGUCUCUUGGUAAACUUAACCUGCAGGAGAACCAGAUUAAAGACAUUUCUGCUUCGGUUUUCUCUGAGCUCAGGAAGCUUGAGAAGCUUGAUCUUUCCACAAACCUGCUACAGACUGUUCCACAGGGUGUGUUUGAUGGACUGAGCAGCCUUACACAUCUCAAUGUCCGGGGCAACCCUUGGCGCUGUGAUUGUGCUAUUAAGUGGAUUGUGUUUUGGCUGAAGUCUUUACCGUCUUCUGUGAAUGUCCGAGGAUUUGCAUGUCAACAACCAGACAGGCUAAAGGGCAUGAUCAUUCGAGAACUCAACCUUGAUCUCCUUCAGUGUCCAGCUGGUACUGAAAUUGAUCCAUGGCUCACUCACUUACCUCCAUCUCCAUCACCACCUCGUAGGACCACCGUCCUUCCUAGGACCACCUCCAUCACCACCAUGUCAUCCACAGUUUUCUACCCAACCACAACUAUUCCCACACUUCCGAUGCCCAAUUUCCCACCUGCUCCCUAUCCACCCUAUGAAGACCCUUUGAAAAUAUCUUUGAAUGUGGUGAACAGCUCAUGUGUCGAGGUGAGCUGGGAAUCUUAUUUCACUGUGACUGCAUAUAAAGUUACCUGGGUCAAAAGGAGUCAGAACAUAAUGACGGAUAUCAGCCAAGAGAGGACAGUUCCUGGAGAGCAAAGGAGGCUUAACUUGUAUGACUUGGAACCUAGAUCCAAGUACCGGAUCUGUGUUUACAUUCUGGAUUCCUUAAAUAGUUACAGACCUGGAGAGGAUACGAUCUGUUCAGAGAUCAGGACCAAAUCGGCCUCCAGAACCUCCAUCAAUCCAUCAGAGUCGGAUCAGGUGGCGCAACAGGACGUCAUGUCUACGUUCCUUUUAGCCGGUGUGAUCGGCGGUAUUGUGCUGCUCGUUUUGAUUAUUUUACUCAGUCUGUUUUGCUGGUACAUGCACAAGAAGAGCAGGUCUUCUUCUUCCUCAUCCAAAUGGAAAUACAACAGAGGAAGGAGAAAAGACGACUACUGUGAAGCCGGCACCAAGAAAGACAACUCCAUCCUGGAAAUGACCGAGACCAGCUUCCAGAUUGUGCCAUUGAACAAUGAGCAGCUUCUAAAGGGUGAUUUCAGGAUCCAGCCCAUUUACACGCCCAACGUUGGCAUUGGAUACAGAGACUGCCACCUCAGCAACAAUAGCAUUGUUUAUUGCAAAAGCAGCAAUGUUCCUGGUGUGGAAUUCUGCCACACGUGAUGCUAUGAACAUUUUUUAAAGACAUAAUAAAAAUUCACUGUACGAUUGUACAAUGCACACACACACAUACAGUACACACACACAGUUUUAUAUUAAAAGCAAAAUCUAAAUAUGAAUAUAUUCCCUCAUGCUAAUUUAUAUUGCAGACGUGGAAUUCAGCUUUGGGUUUGUUCUUUAUUUUUCUUAGCAAAUGGUUUUGUAAUUAGCGUGGACUGGUGAAAGUCAGUUGUGUUUGUGUAAUCAAGGCUGGUGUUAAGUGCAUUAGUGAAGGUUUUCUGCCUCUCGGGUGUGAAUGUGAAUACCUCGCUAAGACUCGGAAUACAAACCCCAGCGGAGAAACGGUAGUUAAGAUAACAAACUGGUGAGGAGAAUGAAACAGCGCUGAUUAGCUUGCAGUGGAAACAAUAAUACAGGAGUGGAGUCACUUUUACUUUUGACUUUUUUUCCGCAGUCGACGUGGCGGAGUGAAGCGGUCGCUCAGGAAAUGAGCUUUUUAAGAAAGUCACAUCUGAACACGGUUACAACAUUUCAACACCACAAAAUCCUGCAAGGGGCAGAAAGAGAGAGAGAGAGAGAGAGAGAGAGAGAGAGAGAGCGUGCGAGAGAGACCACGAGCUGAUCUACAAGCUGGUGGACUGUUUGGUUUGGCGUCCUGCUACCAGAGGGCAAGUUUUUUCUCUCUCUAGGAUUCUUUCAACCAUUAACCAAACAUUACAGAUCCAGUGCCACUAAUUUCAUAUUACUUUUUUUGUUUUUGCUGUCGUGUUUAGGUUUUCAUGUUAAACACAGUCAGAUAUUCAGAGGGCUGCUGGGGCUCUGUGAGGUUUCUGGGGCAGGUGUGUAUGAGCUCAUGCGCUCGGUCACUGUCUGUCUCACUCUGGAGACUCCUUACAUAUCGUCUGAGAGGGUUUAAAGUUAAUGAGAGCUGGAGUGAUAUCUCUGCAAACAAUGUGAUAUUUGGUCCAUAUUGAGUUUGACACCUUGGAUAAUCAUCCUUUACUCUCUCUGUCUCACUCUCUGUCUCUCUCUCUGUCUCACUCUCUGUUUCACGUUCUGUCUCACUCUCUGUAUCAUGCUCUGUCUCACUCUCUGUCUCACUCUCUCUCAUCUUGGGUUACAGAUAUAGUUUGUAUUUUCUUCUCUUUUCCUUUUCGCAGUGUUAGUGUAAUCAGGCAGCUGUUUAGGUAGAAUGAUAAAUUGUGGGGCAGCAAAAAAAAUGCUUCUUAAAUCCAACAAGCUGGUGUGUGCCAGUGCUCGGUUUGCCCUCAGAUCCCUGCAUGAGGGCAAUUAAAACUAUUUUUAAUGCUGUGCUGGUUUUUCCGAGCCAGGGCGCCUGCUUAUGGACGGCAUUUUUUUCAUGGUGGAGAACUGGUUUUCCUGCGCCGUUACUCUCUGACUUUAUUUGCUUUGACAAGAUUUUAUUUCGUGGGUCAAGUUCAAAGAAUCUCUACCCUCUCACUCAUAAUCCCUGGUUCUGAAAACAAGAGAAGAAAGAAAAAGAGAAAGGACGAGAAAUAUGCAGAGGUUAUUUUCGCCCUGGAGGAAAGAAUCGAGAGAGAGAGAGAGAGAGAGAGAGAGAGAGAGAGAGAGAGAGAGAGAGUUUAACUCUUUCUAGACCUGCAGGCUAAUCAUUCUGAGCAAAUAAACCCAGAUUGUGAACAUCCUCGAGCUCAGAUUAUUAAAGUACAGAUGUGAUGUGAACUCCACAUGUUCCAUCUGUAAAAAAACCACAAGUAUUUUGUUCAUGUACAAAAACAGAUGUGUGUGUCUGAAAAAGAAGAAAGGAGAAAGAGCUACUGCACUGCGGCUCCUGAGGUAUUUCUGUCAGACGGCUCUGACCCAAGCUCCUGCCCGAGGCUCCCGGUUCCAUCACUUCAUUUUACUCUGAACCUUUUACACAGCGAGAUCAUUUUAUCAGAAAUUUAUCAGUUCCUCUGAUAGAAAAAAGUUACAAAAGUUUGUUCUUUAAGAAAUUAAUGAAUAAGAGAAAUAAAACAAGUUAAAGAGGAGAAUCAGCUUCAGGCUGUGAGAGAAACUCAUCAGUGUGGAUUUUACUGCUCUGGUGUAAUGAUGCAGUUGCUGAGCCACCAGUUUCCAGCUCUGAGGCUAAAGUAGCUAACGUUUAGCGUUAAGUGUUAAGUAAUGGAAGCAUAUAGCCUCCAGUUUAGCACUGUGCUCUGACUCUGUCAUGCAGUUUGUACAACGCUACGCUGUCAUGUUGUAACAUGGCAGCUCCUCUUUCUUGCUCUAAAUGAGUCGAUCUUCAUGUUUCAUAGUAAAAAAAUAAGAUCCAGGGUUUAUUUUAUUGAAAAGCAAAUCAUGUCCUGUGUAGCCACAAUGAUUAACAACUCAUCUGACUUACAGUAGCAACCAUACUAGCGCUUCCUGAAAACGAGCACAGAAGCACAGAAGGCAGAAGGCAGCAGUGGUAAUUAAAGCAGGAGAGGGUGCAGGUUUUUUUGGUGUGUGUUUUUUGUGUGUUUUUUUGUGUUACAGUGACUCUGAGACUCAGAUGUUGAUGUUUUGUGUUUAUGUGCAGAACGAAUUUGCGGCUUUUAGUCACACGAUCGAUCUUUAUGUCCGUACAUAUUUAGCUCUGUUGAAGAAAGUGGAACCUUCCAAAGAUCUAUUUAAUUAUUUAAUUAUUUAAUUUGAAUAAAGAACACACAUCUGCAUAUUUUGGAAAAACAACAAAAAGCCAUAAUGUGUUUAAAUCUCAAGCAUUUCAACAGUUAGCUUUAGCUGCAGCUCCAGAACAACAUCAACCACGGCAACGAUCCACAGCAACCAAAGUGACUUGUUCUUGUCCACACUCUCAUUCUUGUCUCAUGUACGUGCCUUGAAAUAAAAUUACAGUGUAGUCCUCGACACCUUUAAAGUUUUUUGCACAAAUUGUACAUAAAGACAUUUUUUUUCUUCCUCUUUGUUUUUUUUGUUUUUUUUAAUAAAUAACUUGGAUUUGAA
This is a messenger RNA of Tachysurus vachellii, 5776 nucleotides long. It is a transcript of the gene flrt2, whose product is annotated as fibronectin leucine rich transmembrane protein 2. Gene Ontology annotation, molecular function: protein binding. Lineage: Eukaryota; Metazoa; Chordata; Actinopteri; Siluriformes; Bagridae. The transcript has 2 exons. The coding region runs from base 818 to 2812 and encodes 664 amino acids. The record is from RefSeq and is a predicted model, not a curated record.